GCGGCGUGUCCCAGAAUGCCUUGCGCGGGCGGCGGGCGCGGUCCGAGCCUGGCUCCGGAGCGGGGCUGGGCCCGGCCGGGCGGGCGGCGUCAGCCGGUAACUAGCCCGCGGGCCGGGGCCGGCGCGCGGCAUGGCCGGGCGCGGGGCCCGCUCUCGCCGGGGCGCCGGCUCCUGCUGCUGCUAGCCCGGGGCGGAGGCGACCAUGGGCGGCGGCCGGGCGCGUGGGACCCCCCUGGGCCUGCUGGCGGCCCUGCUGUGGGCUCCCCUCGCCGCGGGGGCGGCGGCCCUGGGGGCGGCGGAGAGGAGCCAGCUCAGAAACACGCGUAUCCUGCAGAUGAGCUAAUGCCUUUGAGUUGUCGGGGCCGAGUGCGCGGGAUGGAGCCGAGUCGUGGGGAUGUUGACGACGCCCUUGGCAAGUUUUCCCUCACUCUAAUUGACACUUUGGAUACGCUUGUGGUCCUUAACAAGCUGGAUGAGUUUGAGGACGCUGUGCGGAAGGUGGUCCUGGACGUGCGGCUGGACAACGACGUGGUGGUCUCUGUCUUUGAAACCAACAUUCGUGUGCUCGGGGGCCUGCUGGGGGGUCACAUCAUGGCCGACAUGUUGAAGGCACAAGGCGUGCGGUUGCAGUGGUACAAGGAUGAGCUCCUGCACCUGGCCCGAGACUUAGGGUACCGUCUCUUGCCUGCUUUCAACACCACCAGCGGGCUGCCGUACCCUAGGGUGAACCUGAAGUAUGGGGUCCUGAGUCCGAACUCCCGGACAGGCACCGAGCUGGACACCUGCACGGCCUGCGCUGGCACCAUGAUUUUGGAGUUUGCUGCCCUCAGUCGCCUGACACAAGAGACUAUUUUUGAAGACACCGCUCGGAGAGCGCUGGAUGUUCUCUGGGAGAAGCGCCAGAAAGGGAACGACCUGGUGGGGACGGUCAUCAACAUUCACAAUGGGGACUGGGUCCGGAGGGACAGCGGGGUCGGAGCUGGGAUAGACUCUUACUACGAAUACCUGAUGAAGGCGUAUAUCCUCCUGGGGGACGACACCUACCUGGAGAGGUUCAACGCUCAUUACGUGGCCAUAAUGAAAUACAUCAGCCAGCCUCCCCUCCUGCUCAACGUCCAUAUGCACAACCCCACAGUCAGCAUCCGGAGCUGGAUGGACUCCCUCUUGGCCUUCUUCCCCGGCCUCCAGGUGCUGAGGGGGGAUUUGAAGCCCGCUAUCGAGACACAUGAGAUGCUGUACCAGGUCACUAAGCAACACAAAUUCCUCCCAGAGGCGUUCACGUCCGACUUUGCCGUGUACUGGGCCCAGCAUCCUCUGCGGCCGGAGUUUGCCGAGAGUACUUACUUCUUGUACAAGGCUACACGAGACCCCUACUACCUCCAGGUUGGCAAGUCUAUUGUAGAGAGCCUGAACGAGUAUGCCCGGGUGGCCUGCGGCUUUGCGGCGGUGCAGGAUGUACGGACGGGCCGACACGAGGACAGGAUGGACUCCUUUUUCCUGGCCGAGAUGUUUAAGUACCUCUACUUGCUUUUCACAGAGAAGCGAGAUCUGCCUCUAGACAUUGACGAUUACAUCUUCACCACCGAGGCCCACCUGCUGCCCCUGUCGCUCUCCACUGCCCGGCCCCCCUGCCCCAGGAACGUGACUAUGUUUCACAGGGGCCAUGGAGAGGAGGAGAUUUUUACCCGUUCUUGCCCCAGCGCACAGACUCUCUUCCCCAAUAACCCAACCUUCACUCGCACCAUCCGGGAUGCCCACAAGCAGCUGCUGCAGCCAGGAGCGGAGCACCUGGCGCUCUUCAGGGGGAUUGAGUUCCCGCUCCAUGAUACCAGGAUGGAGCCCUUGGAGAUCUUGAAGAGAAUGGGACUGACCCUGCUCCCUCUGGGCGAUCGGAGGGUGCAGCUGACUGGCAUCCGACACCAGCAAGAAGCUUCUCCUCUGGGGCUCUUCAGCCUGAAAUUCAUCACCGAGCUGGUCGACCUACCUGCUGUAGAGCAGCAAGGCAUCUCCCCGCUGGCUGUCCAAGUUAUUUCUCCCCCCUUUUUUGGGAGAAUGGUACUCACUGCUGGACCAGCCCAGUUUGGAAUGGACCUGACCAAACAGGAACAUGGGGUGAAAGGAAGCUUAGUGCUGAGUGAACCUUACCAGGCCUGUGCAGUGAUCACCAACCGGGAGGAGGUGCAAGGGAAAAUGGUGCUGGCCCAGAGAGGUGAAUGCAUGUUUGCCGACAAAGCCAGGAACUUGCAGAAAGCAGGAGCCUCGGGGGUGAUUUUCAUCGACAAUGCUGAAGGCAGCUGCAGUGAGGAGAUGGUUCUGUUCCAGAUGGUGGGAGAUGGAAGCACUAGUGACAUAGUCAUCCCCCUUGUCUUCCUCUUCCAGAAGGAGGGUCAAGUCCUUUUAGAUGCACUGGCCCAACAUCAUAAUGUGGAUGUGCUUCUGGCCACUAAACCUGUGUUCCUAGGUGAAGAAAAAACAGCCCAGCCCUUGUCUGCAAGUCAGUUGUACGAGGCAGCCACAGAGACCCAGACCAGGAUGGUAACAAGUGCUCCAGACCAAGCAUGAGUUGAGGUUGCUUCACCUGGUGCCCAGGAGGCGAGUGGCCAGCCAGCAGCUAGAAGGCAGGUGUCCUGACCCCACCUGUGGAAGCUGCUCCAACAGCAUGGAAAAAGCAGAAGUGUUGCACUCCUACUGCUUACUGCAGAGCACGAGUCACAGUUUAGAAACCCAGUUGCCAAAAUCCUCAGGAACUUUCAUGUUUGUAAUUGGGAGGAAGGGAAAGGUGGCAUUUAGCUGCUAGCCAGAGUGCGAGUGAGUAGCAUCUAUUAUUUAACACUUGUGCCAAAUGUGUCGGUGAUGCUAAGGGCCAAUGUGAAAUAGAAAGCUGUUGCCCACUGUUGGUUUGUUAAUGUGCAAGUGAAAGAGUUUCUGAGGUGAGUAUCAGCUGUAGCCUUUUCCUUGAUCUUACUGCAGACAAAGAGUUUGGGAUUUUGUACCAGCUUUAACUUUCACGGGCUAUGCUCUGCAGUCUGUAUGGUACUAACAAGUGUCAGAGGCUCACUACUGCAUGUAUAAACAGCUGGAAUUAAAUUGCCUGUGUGGCUUUUUAAAAGCCUAAUUGAAAUUUUACAGGCUUUUAGGACUUGAAGGCAAAGCAAGUAAGGGGGUACUUGGCCAAUCUACAACUGAUCUAUGGUGCCUUUCUAGCUAGCAGCUGGUACUGACUAAUGGUGGGAGGAAGAGACUACAUCCAUCAGUAUGUCCAUCAAACUUUUGCCUGAAGGAGGAAACAGUGCACUGCCAUUGAAGUUCUAUGGUGCCCUUUAUGAUGUACAAACUUGUAUAAACUUUCUCCUCCUAUCCCUUCUGGGAAGGGAGGCCUGAGAAUUCCAUUUUUGUACAGUAGUUUAAAGGCUAUUUGAGAACUUUCCUACAUCCUCUUAUUGCAGGGCACUGCUUGCUCAGUUAGGUGGUGGCUGAGAGAAGCAGUCUUCUCUCACUCUGGGCCUCUGAAAUCUGCACUUUACUUUCAAUUCUUAAUGGGAGUCAGACUUGGGCUCUGUAAUUUCAGGAGCACAAGGGAGAAGUGAUGUUGUAAAGGAACUGGCCUCAGCAAAUUAAACGUUCCUCGUAUGGUCCCUUUCAAUAUGUGUUACCAACUGCUUUUGGUUUAGGGUUUGUGCAAAAGACAAGUCCUGUCUUACUAGGACUCUUCUAUGGGCUAGCUGCCUUUAUGGGAACUUGCUUGUUUUAAACCCACCACAAGCCUUGCGGUGAUGCAUUUAUUUUCACUGUGCCCCUGUUGAGGGAAGUGGGAAACUGGUGACUUCCCAGCCUCAGGGAUCAAGCACUCUUCUCUACAUUUAGUUUAAAACAAUCUUUAGCUCAGACAGUGCCCUAGCCUGGUUACUGCUCCCCUUCCCCAUUGCAAAGGAAGGGCUUGGCUUGUACUGCUGUGUGAAACCAGACCACUGGGCUUUGGCAUAUAAUUGAGUGGGAAAAUGAGGGCUUUGCAGAAGAAUCAGACCAGCAGGGUUAAGUCAAAUCUUUGUAUUGCAUACACAGAACUGGUGCUAGUUUCAUUAAAUGCAUCAUAUUUUUAUAUAAAAUGACCAGCAUAUCUCAUGUGGAGGUCAGGCUAAAAAUGCAAAUUAAGAGUAAGAGGAGAGCAGUGAACCCUGCGGCCAGAGCACCUGGUCAAUGCUGAGUUUGGUGCAUCCAUUGCCAGCAAUGGAUGGCAUCACAUUUAAACAGUAAAGGACCUCACACUAGGAAUCAGAAUUUAACUGAGUACACAGCUUUGUCACAUUCCCUGGAACAGCUUUAGCUUCCCCUUAUACCUGCCACUGGACAGUCCUAACCCUAGUUCUGCUGCUUAAGCCUCAACAGCAAUCCUUACGGGAUGAAGCUGCACUCACUCCCCCAAUCAUCAGCCCACAA
Messenger RNA from Dermochelys coriacea (leatherback sea turtle), 4437 nucleotides. Its product is annotated as ER degradation-enhancing alpha-mannosidase-like protein 3. Bases 16 to 2562 code for a protein of 848 amino acids. NCBI's taxonomy places the organism in Eukaryota, Metazoa, Chordata, Testudines, Dermochelyidae. Gene Ontology annotation, cellular component: endoplasmic reticulum; membrane. Gene Ontology annotation, biological process: endoplasmic reticulum mannose trimming; carbohydrate metabolic process; mannose trimming involved in glycoprotein ERAD pathway. The transcript is spliced from 19 exons. Gene Ontology annotation, molecular function: mannosyl-oligosaccharide 1,2-alpha-mannosidase activity; calcium ion binding. The record is from RefSeq and is a predicted model, not a curated record.